Daldinia loculata is the source of this 2205-nucleotide messenger RNA. RefSeq lists its product as uncharacterized. Lineage: Eukaryota; Fungi; Ascomycota; Sordariomycetes; Xylariales; Hypoxylaceae. Bases 1 to 2205 code for a protein of 734 amino acids. The record is from RefSeq and is a predicted model, not a curated record. The transcript has 10 exons.
AUGAGUGUCCAAGAUCUUGCUCGUUCCCUCGUUGCCGCUGGUUCAAUCAAGCUCCCAGAUGAUGAAGGUGGAGGGAUUUAUGUCCUAAGUGUGAAAGACGGAGACCUCGUCGAGAAGUAUUGGGUAGGCGACGCGGUAGAAGACGAGAAUGUCAUUGCUUCAGGCGUAAGGAAUGAUACUUCGGCUUCAUAUCUGCCAAGCUCUGAGCAAAUGUCUCGCCUUGUUAUUUUCAUUGACCAGGAGAAUUCUGUGCGAUGCUAUGCAUACGAAGAGGAUAUGGAAGAGUGGGAAGAGACACCACUUGGUGACAAAUGGAACAUUACGACCAGCCCAAAGAGUAAGCUGAGUGCAAUCAUCGGCCCAGAGGGAGAGAUGGUAGUCUCUUACCAGGACGAAACCGACCGUCUAGCCGUCGUAAUGAGUGCGGGCGAGAAUGAGUGGGCUUCCUUCGGACCCCUUGAGGGCGAUCCCAUCGUGGGAACACCCCAGUGUCUUGAGAUUAUUAACGAUAAGCUUCAUCUCUUCUACGUGGAGAAGGGAUCCGGGAUUGGUUACCUCGUUUUCAACUCUAGUACCGGCAGCUGGCAAGCCAACGUGCUUGAAAACACCAAGUUCAGCACUGUUAUCGAUAAUUUUAGCGUUGCCGAAGACCUCGAAACUGGAUCUCUCCAGAGCUACUUCCUUACUGAUGGUUCCUUGUGGAAUGUCAGUGGAGAAAAAGAGAAGACAUUCUUGGGCGAGGUGAAUGGUGAUGGCAAACUUGUUCCUUCAGGCAGGGCGCAGGCUGGAUGGAAGGUUAAAUGGAGAGGAGCUCGGAAAGUCAAGAUUUCAAUGGGAAACGAAAAACUGCGGGACUUCAUGGAUUUCGAUCUAGAAAACUACCAGGUCCCUGUACCAUACUGGCAUUCCACUCAACGAAGAGAUGAGACAUGUGUAACCGAGAGUUUUGGAAUAGACUUGUCUACACCAGCACGCCGGUGGGAAACUUGGGUGGUUAAACUGACCUUUGAGAAGCUUGGUAGCGAAAAACAUGGUAAUGGCUUCUAUGUCAAUGUUCCUAACGCCUCCUACGAUAUAAUCCUCACAGCUGGGCACAACCUCGUUGACAAACCACAACACUACUGCUCUAAUAUUAAGAUUGUCCAAGACCCUUUCGAAAAACGGGAUAUUGAUGUAAAACCGGAAAUGAUUCGUGUUUGCCGGAAGUAUUUUGAUGAUCCUGAUGAGCUAAAUGAAAUCUACGACUACGGUGCUAUCCUCCUGAAACGACCCCCAUCUAAGCGACAUCGUGGCUUUGGAUUUCAUCUUAUGCUAGGCCUUCCACCACAACUAGGAAAAGGCGCAGCUUAUACCGAAGAUGAAGACAAGGACAUUCUUCAGGAUCAUAUGGUGUAUGUCUGCGGAUAUACACCCGAAGACUCACCGCCUGAUAAAUCGCCGCGGAGGUCGGAGGGCAGAUGUAUUGGGACAAACUUGCAUCAACUUCGUUACGAUGCUGGUACUAAACCGGGGAUGAGCGGUGGACCUGUCUGGGUGGGGUUUCGUGGGGUUGAGAUGAUUGUAGCGAUUCACACUUACGGAGAAGCGAAGGAGACCGCAGGCAAUAGGGGAACCCGCGUGAAUCUGUACAAUAUAUGGCGCGACAUAUUUAAAUGGCUUAAUGUUGGUUGGCAUGGAAAAUCACUUCAUUGCUGUAACCCUUCAACAUACAGUAUGCAUCUUCACCUGCCACAGGAGAACACCACCGCACCUAACGAGGGUCGAGUCCGGGUAGGCAAACCUGGUCGGGUGGAAACAUUAUUUGAUGUUGUACCUGUGGCGGCAAGACCAACCGCCAAAGAUUCAAAUGCUGGCUACGGAUUUCUUCUGAGGCCAGUAGGCCUUGACGUUAAGGAUACCUGGCCUACCAGCGUUACAUCUCCUUGGGUGCGAUGGGAUCCUAAGAAGAACAAAGUCUCGCGCUCGAACCGCUUUAAUUCACAGUGCGAAGUCAAGCUCCCCGGGCUGAUUAUAAAGCCAGAGAAGCCGUUUGAAAUACAAACACAGGAGGGAAAUGGUUGGAAGCAAGUACAGAUGGAAAUGGAAUUUCUUGACGAGGGAGACCUCGAGCUGUUAGAAGAAGACCCCCAGAGUUUCGAGGAUACAUCAGAAAUUUCAUUCGGACCAAUCACCAAGAACAAGAACAAGCUAUUCCAAUUCAAAUAG